GGAAAAACCCCGCGUUUUUGUGAUAGCCACUACCGCUGUGUGUCCGUUCAUAAGUAAAUAACCUUCGCGUUCUGUUUCUGUUUCACUGCCGAUCGAGAUUCUCAAAACAUUGGUUUGUUGUUUGCUUCUUCGAGUGGUCAAUAUGACGAUUAGUUAGAAGUGGUGCUCGCAUUAGGCAAUUGAAAGUUUAUUCCAAAUCACGAAGAUGCUGUUGAAGUGCUGUGUCCGAUUUGCUGCGAAGCUUCUGUUGUUUUUGGUAUUGUCUAGUUCCGUAUACGCCAACUAUGCAAGCCGUUUCUACGGUUAUGAUGAUUACAUAGCAGCCGAUGUAAACCAAGGAAAUUUCCCAUACAACAAUAACCAAGGAUAUAGGAAGGACAAUGUGGCUAAACGUCAGCAACCAGCAGACCUGUAUGAACAAAUAGCGGCUAACACAGCAGCAAUAAUUAAAAACGUCAAUGAACAGAUUCGAUCGUCUUUCAGUCAGUUUCCACAACCGUUAAAAGUAGGAGGUCCAAGCGGAUUUGAUAAUGGAUUUAAAUUUGAACCUGGAUAUAGACAUCCUCCACCGGCUCCAGAAGUACCGCAUGGAGGGUUCCACCAAGGAGAUUAUCACUGGCAUGAACACAAUCAUGAUGAUGGCCAUGGUCCGUCCCGAAAGUAUGGUUAUGGAAGUCUUCAUGAAUUCCGUCAUCACGGGCACGGUUAUCAUCAUUCUUCACAUGGACGUAGACACGGUCCUGGACAUAAACAUCAACACGGAAGGGGCCAUGCGGGUUGUCGCAGGCCACAUCCUAACUUCGAACCUGGUCCAAAUUAUGAAAACAGCCACGAAGACUCUGAAUCGGAAUUUUCGCCAAGUAUUACAAAAUUACCAGAAGGAUCAGAUGCAGGAAAACCUACCAGUCCGGAGAGCAGCUCAACGACCAUGCGUCAAAUUCCUGCACUUCAAACUGGGAUAUCUUCUAUUAUUCCAACUACUACACCUCAAGUAAUUUCCAUUCAACCGACACCGGUAACCACUUCAACUGACUUGCCUAUAGUUCCAAUAACUACUUCAACCACCGUCGAAGAUGUUACUUAUGACAUUGAUCUUCGUAGGGAGUUCGAAAAAACUACAAACAGGAAGAGGCGACAGAUUUUACCAAAUCUAUUCUAAUGUAUUGUCAGAGUUAAACAUAUUUUAUAAUGUUUGAUUAUUUAAGGAUGUAGAUUCAGAAAAACUGAUCAACUUUGGUGUUCAAUAUAAUCAAUAUAAAAUUUCAAAUACCAAAAAAACUCGUCAAUUGUUUUUAUCUUGAUCCUAUAAUAUUAAUCCUGUUCUUUCAAAAAAGGAGGAAUAACCGGUUUCAAACAGACAUAAGCAAUAAGCGACAAAUUUAUACCUGUACAUCUCUUGUAAAUGUAAUGAUAAUAUAAGAAUAAAAGAGCAAUACUUGA
Molecule: messenger RNA, 1440 nt
Organism: Malaya genurostris
Lineage: Eukaryota; Metazoa; Arthropoda; Insecta; Diptera; Culicidae
Exons: 2
Coding region: 206-1159 (317 amino acids)
Source: RefSeq, a predicted model, not a curated record